Molecule: messenger RNA, 489 nt
Organism: Beauveria bassiana ARSEF 2860
Lineage: Eukaryota; Fungi; Ascomycota; Sordariomycetes; Hypocreales; Cordycipitaceae
Exons: 1
Coding region: 1-489 (162 amino acids)
Source: RefSeq, a predicted model, not a curated record
AUGACAGACGUGCCUUUGCAAAGCGAAGGCGGAGGGGUGCCAGACCGAGGCGCUUCACAGAGCUUCCACAGCCCUGCUGCAACUGCUGACGAUGACGUCAAUGACACCAACGAUUCGCUCGUAUAUCAGGCCUGGACGCAGAGCGGCUUCCCCAUUGUUGACGGAAAAUAUAUUGACAACGGCGCGCUCAGGGACGCCGACCCCGACGAGGCCGUCGUGUCAGGACCACCCGCGCUGGAUUUGUACUGGCACAACCGCUCUCUCGGUCCAGAGCCGGGACUGUUCCGUGGCGUUGCAGCUGCUGGGUUUGUCAAUGUGACAGAGUACAUUGUGAGACUCGGCAGCUUCCUCGCUGAGACCAAGGGCGCUUGCAAGAUUCGGGCAUUGAAUACGACUCUCUACUCAGUCAAUGUCAUUGUGACUACAAACUUAUCUCAGGCGGAAAUGAUGCAGUAUCUCCAAAAGCAUGGGUUGGCGCCCGCAUGGUAG